Molecule: messenger RNA, 1636 nt
Organism: Lutzomyia longipalpis
Lineage: Eukaryota; Metazoa; Arthropoda; Insecta; Diptera; Psychodidae
Product: coiled-coil domain-containing protein 137
Exons: 2
Coding region: 105-806 (233 amino acids)
Source: RefSeq, a predicted model, not a curated record
AAAAACCUAACCUCACAAAUAAUCAAAAUACACGCGUGCAAAAAAUAAUAAACAAAACAAAUUUUCAAAGAGAACGUGUUAAAAAGAGUCUAAUUUUAUGGAAAAUGGGUAGAAAAAUUCCAGCAAAGCAUCAUCAUGGUGUUCGUGAUCCAAUUAAGCAAAAUCACCAGCGAUUUCUGAAGAUCCGUGAUAAAAUUGAUAAUCCUCCGAAGAACAUAAAGGAUCAACCGAUUUCUCGUGCCACAGCGGAAUUUAUCAGGCUCAAAGAAGAAGCCAAGGCUGGAACAUAUCGUCCCAUGUUUGGUCGUGAAGAUGUACCAAGGCCCAUAAGGAAAAAGAAUAAAACAGAACUUCCACGGCCAUACAAAGAAGUUCAGAAUCACAAACCAUUGAAGGGUGAAGGGGCCCGGGACUUCUUGCAGCGUGUCAACAGAGCGACGCAGAACUCCUUGAAGGAAGCGCACUAUGAAGCAAAGUACAAUGUGGAUAUUGUACGGAAGGAAAGUGGGGAAGUGGAGAUUCAAAAGCGGCAAGUUGGCUCCAAGGGUGUUCCUACGCAGAGUAGAAUCGUCAAGUUCAAUGCGAAGAAAAAGCUGAAGAAGGAAAAGAAAAAGACACGAAAGGAAGAAGAUGAAUCCGACAAGAUGAUUUUCAAGAAGGAUGUUGUAAAGUUUGGGGAAGUUUGUCAUCGUCCACCGGAACUCAAGGUAAUGCGAAAAUCUACUAAAAAUAAAACAUCCAAAUCAAUUGAUGAAAUCGUACGACCUGGAAGAAAGAAUUUACUUCUCAAUGCACUUCUCAAAUAAAAAUUGAAUUCUUGAGAUAAAAAUCCAGAUUUUAUUGUUUUACCGGAUCAGAUAAUUUAUCUCGUCCUGAUGAAUCUGAUAGGUAAAAUGAAAUAUUCAUGGAUACGGCGAUACUUUAGAGGGAUUAAAAAAAAAGCUUUUCAGAAUUACGUCAUUCUUUACUUUCAAUCUUCAGGGUUUCUACAAUGUUUUUUUCCAUUUGAUUUGCCUAUUAAAUUAAAUAUAUAUAUUUUUUAUAUUUCUCUCUAUAUUGUAAAAAAUAAAAAUAUAUGACUCGUAUGAUGAACUGAAAAUUAUGAAUACAAAGAUAUGUAUAUGAAAAACACAUAGAUUAGAGAUUUUUUUCCAUGUUUAAGGUACAGUUGGGGCUUUUAGGUUUAUAAUUUUCCUUUCUUUCUUUUGGUAUGAUGUUGUAAAAGAAAAAAAAAUAUAUUACUUUUUUUUUAGAUGUUUAUGCAUUUUCAGUGGGUCCUAAAUUCAUAUGGAUUUAAUGACAAAAUUUUAUAAUUGCAUAAUGGAACUUUGCAUGAAAAAAUGGGAGUUAAAAUAAAAUGUAAUGUAAAGAAAAGUUCAAUGAUAAAAUUAUAUCACAACUUGAGUAUAGAAUUGGUAGGUUUUUCUCUUAAUGUUGGGGGAGGGAAGGGAAGAAAUUGAAACUGCACGUCGCCAAUUCGAAAUUCAAUCCGUAUUUCUCGCAUAAAUUUAACAUUCUACUUUUUUUUCUUAAAAAUCUUUACAUCUUACUUAUUUAUCUAUAAGGAGCAGCAUUUUUUCUCAAUAUGUAUAUCCACAUUGCAAAAUUAAUAUAAUGUUUUUCUUUAUUAGCGUCA